This is a messenger RNA of Cyprinodon variegatus (sheepshead minnow), 2355 nucleotides long. It is a transcript of the gene ccdc112, whose product is annotated as coiled-coil domain containing 112. The record is from RefSeq and is a predicted model, not a curated record. Lineage: Eukaryota; Metazoa; Chordata; Actinopteri; Cyprinodontiformes; Cyprinodontidae. The transcript is spliced from 10 exons.
UAUGAAAUAUAGUAUAUACUAUAUACAAUAUAAAGUAUCUAGCCAUAUACUAUACACACAGUAGACCGUGCCUUAAUGUAACGGACAGGAGGUCUGAAGAGUCUGCAUUGGUGUAGCUUCUACGUCUGAAAGGGGGGAGGGAGAGAGGCAGUGUCAAAUGUCACGGGGGUCUCUGAGCCUUGUUGAUAAGGCUGGUAGCAGAUGGGAAGAAACAGAUCUUGUGGCGUGAGGUUUUGGUCCUGAUGGACCGCAUCCUCCUGCCAGAGGGAAGUAUCUGAAAUAAUUAGUGGCUGGGGAUCCUUUGCUGCAGCAAGACCUGACCAGUCUUUAAUUUAAUAAAAUGCAAUACUCCCCUGUAUCAGGUCGUUCUUAGGAAACAACGUCUGCAAAAAGCAAAAGCUGAGGCACUAUCUGGACUGUGUGAAAUGGCAAUGAGCCAAAACAAUAAAAGCUAUCAAAAUAUACAUCAAAAGUGGUUAAAACGUCUUUGGUUGAGUAAGAGCUCAGAGCUUUAUCUUUUUGAGUUUCUCUGAGAGGAUAUGGCAUGAAAAAAAAAACGGUUAAAAAACUGGAACUUAGCUUUGAUUUUUGUGUCAAAUUGUUUAGAACAGCAGGUGAAUCGUUUUGGCGGCAGACAGCGCCCUCUGCUGGUUGAAACUAGAAACAACACCAACGCGCUGCAUUUUCAUUGAAGUUCGCUUUCAUUGAAACUUUGCCGCCACAGCAACCGCUUCACCCGCUGCUAAACUGGUAAAUAUAACGAGCUGUUUGUCUUAUUUAGAUAUAAAAUGAUAAUAUAUCAAUAAAAAUGUGCUACUCUGAGUAGAUAAUGUUUGUCUGUGAGAGCUAGAAAGCAGUUAGCAAAACGUUUUAGCCAACUGUCAUUCAUUUAACUAUAUUGUAUAAAUUACAAAUGACCUUAAAAACACCCUACGAGUUUUAUGUCUGGCCGAAAAUGGAUGCAACCGCUUCUGUUCUUUAGACCUUUGUGUUUCUUUUGUUUCUCAUAGUUGUCUUUGUUUAUAGGAGGAGAUGGAGUCUUGCCAAAGAACCACUGCUUACAGGGUCAGAGGUGGAAGAAGAGAAGAGGACAGGCUGGAAAGGCAGUAAGUUGUUCACUUUCUCAGGGAAGCUGAGAAGAUAAGGAGGGAGAUUGACAAACUGAGAGAAAAAGAGAGAACCCUGAGCACUGUGUGGAGAAAGAACGCUUGGACAGAUGUGACUGAAGAACUGGAGGAAUAUGAAAAAGUACUUACAGAAGAAAGAACUGCUCAAGAGGUGAGCCUUCAGAAGCAACUGGUGAAGAUCAGUGAUGGUGUAAAGAAAUUUCAAAGACAUCUAACCGGCAUUAAGCCGACUCCUGAAUUGAUUGAAAAACUUCAAGAAAUCAAGUCAGAGGUGGAAGCGUCAAUAAACACUUUAAAGGAAGAGCAGCGUUUACGCUUUGAGGAAUAUUUAAAGGAGGAGCAGACUCAGCAGGAGGUUACUGCUUAUAAGAAGAAGAUUGAAAACAGGAGCCUUAAUGUUAAAACAAACCCCAAACUGCCUGCAGCAACCACUCUCAAGAUCAAACCCUCCAACAGAAACCUUCCUGAGGUCAAAGCUUUGGAGGAUUAUCCGCGAAAGACAGGAGGUCCUCAUGGAGGCCGGGAUCAAUACGAUCACCAAACUUUCCAAAGAGUGUGGAUGAAGCUCAGUUGGCGGCUGUCGUACAGGAAAGAGGCCAUGUUUUACCUGCCGCAUAAAACUCAGGAGGAGAUCCAGCAACAUGAAGACUGGCAUCAGGAGCUGCUUCACCUGCAGGACAAAAGGAGAGAGAAAACGGUCUCUGUUGAUGAGGAGCAGCGCUGUCUGCAGCUUGAAGCUAAGAUGGCAUGUGAGGAGUAUCUGCGAUUAAAGCGGGAGAAAGAGGAGGAACAAGAAAAGAGAAGAAGAGAGAAAGAACAGAGAGAAAUGAAACACACUGGGCCUUCAGGACAGGGACCCAUGUUACAGAUGUUUCGCAGGUCUGAAGUUAUAGACUUGAUUUUAAAGUCUGGUAAAGAAUAUAUUGGUAAAUCUAUAUGUUCUUGUUUUGUCAUAGAGCCAUUCGUACUUGGAGACAAGGACUGUGAUAGGGAUCUGCCAAAAUCCAGAAGCUGCGUCCAGAGAAGAAAAAACUGUGGACCCACCCAGCUGGGCUAUCAUCUCUUCCGCUUCUUUAACCCGCGCGCCGCCAUGUUUCUGCGCCACUUCUUGGACAGCACAGACUCGCUCUCCCUGCUUGUUAACCUGUGUCUUCACCUCCUCGGACUGCCGCACUUCCUGUACCGUCACAUCCAGAGUAAGUUUCAGGAUGAGCUCCAGCUUCUGUGA